Neogale vison (American mink) is the source of this 2852-nucleotide messenger RNA. It is a transcript of the gene B3GALNT2, whose product is annotated as beta-1,3-N-acetylgalactosaminyltransferase 2. NCBI's taxonomy places the organism in Eukaryota, Metazoa, Chordata, Mammalia, Carnivora, Mustelidae. The coding region runs from base 154 to 1668 and encodes 504 amino acids. The transcript has 12 exons. Gene Ontology annotation, molecular function: hexosyltransferase activity. The record is from RefSeq and is a predicted model, not a curated record. Gene Ontology annotation, cellular component: membrane.
GCGGGCGCGAGGGCAGGCGUAGCCGGAGUGGUCGCGCCUGCGUCGACCGCCGCCCCGCGGCUUUCGUCUCCGCACGUCCCCUCCCUCUCCGCCGGGACGCGGGAGAGCCCGGCGCGCGACUGGGGCGCGAGGCGGAGCGGGCGGGGGCGGCCAAUGCGAAACUGGCUGGUGCUGCUGUGCCCGUGUGUGCUCGGGGCCGCGCUGCACCUCUGGCUGCGGCUGCGCUCCCCGCCGCCCGCCCGCGCCUCCGGGGCCGGCCCGGCAGAUCAAUUGGCCUCAUUUCCUCAGUGGAAGUCUAGUCACUAUGAUGUGGUAGUUGGUGUGUUGUCUGCUCGCAAUAACCACGAACUUCGAAAUGUGAUAAGAAGCACCUGGCUGAAGCAUUUAAUACAACAUCCAUCAUUAAGUCAACGUGUGCUUGUGAAGUUUAUCAUAGGAGCUCAUGGCUGUGAUGUGCCCGUGGAAGACAGGGAAGAUCCUUAUUCCUGCAGACUGCUCAACAUCACGAAUCCGGUUUUGAACCAGGAAAUUGAGGCUUUCAGUCUUUCUGAAGACACUUCAUCAGGAAUUUCUGAGGACCGAGUUGUCAGCGUGAGCUUCCGAGUUCUCUACCCCAUUGUUAUUACCAGUCUUGGGGUGUUUUAUGAUGCCAGUGAUGUGGGUUUCCAGAGGAACAUCACGGUCAAGCUUUAUCAGGCAGAACAAGAGGAGGCUCUCUUCGUGGCCCGUUUCAGCCCCCCGAGCUGCGGCGUGCAGGUGAACAGGUUGUGGUACAAGCCCGUGGAGCAGUUCAUCCUACCCGAGAGCUUUGAAGGUACCAUCGUGUGGGAGAGCCAAGACCUCCAAGGCCUCGUGUCAAGAAAUCUCCACAAAGUGACUGUGAAUGACGGCGGCGGUGUUCUCCGCAUCAUUACGGCUGGGGAGGGCGCCUUGCCCCACGAGUUCAUGGAAGGUGUGGAGGGAGUGGCCGGUGGUUUUAUUUACAACAUUCAGGAAGGUGACGCACUCUUACAAAACCUCCAUUCUCGCCCUCGAAGACUUCUUGACCACAUAAGUAACCUCCACAGGGAAGACGCCCUACUGAGGGAGGAAAGCAGCGUCUAUGACGACAUUGUUUUUGUGGAUGUCGUGGACACUUACCGAAAUGUCCCUGCGAAAUUGCUGAACUUCUACAGAUGGACCGUGGAAACCACCAGCUUUGACUUACUGCUGAAGACAGACGACGACUGUUACAUAGACUUGGAGGCUGUAUUUAAUAGGAUUACCCACAAGAAUCUGGACGGGCCUAAUUUUUGGUGGGGAAAUUUCAGACUGAACUGGGCCGUGGACCGAACCGGCAAGUGGCAGGAACUGGAGUACCCCAGUCCUGCCUACCCAGCCUUUGCCUGCGGCUCGGGGUACGUCAUCUCCAGGGACAUCGUGCACUGGCUCGCCGGCAACGCGGGCAGACUGAAGACCUAUCAGGGUGAAGAUGUGAGCAUGGGCAUCUGGAUGGCAGCCAUAGGACCUGCGCGCUACCAGGACGGCCUGUGGCUGUGUGAGAAGACGUGUGAGACGGGAAUGCUGUCCUCCCCGCAGUACUCGCCCCAGGAGCUGGCGCAGCUGUGGCAGCUGAAGGAACUAUGUGGGGAUCCUUGUCAGUGCGAAGCAGCAGCGGGAGGGUUUUAACUUGCUGUGCUGGAGGAGGACGGUACGCCUGAGAGCAGCUGGGGUCAGUCGGAGGGGAGCCCGCAGUUAGGCAACAGGCACUGUGGUCUUUCCAGAUAGUUCUAGGUUGGCACUUUUUACCUGAAACCAAUGUGAUAUUUCUAAAUGUUUGCACAAAAUUUCCUUUUUAAAAAUCAACUGAUACUGUACAUAAAAAUUUUAUUUCCAUAUUGGAAGACCAUUUGAAAAACAUCAAAUUGUUUUAUAAAACAUGUUUCUAAAACCUGAGGUAUCCUUUCUAGUUUAUAAUUCAUUACAUCACUUUUGGUUAAAAUUGGCCUCGUUCAGAAAUCUAGUAACUAAGAAUGUGAAUUCCAGCCUGGAUUACAGAAUGGCUCUGUGCGGCAUAAUUAGGAUCAUGAAGGGCCAAAAACAACUCACAGAAUGCUGUGUGGUCACUUAUACCAAAGUUUGGGAAUGGAAAUGGUCUGAAUGAAGUGGGCAACUGGAAAAGAAACCCAUAUAAGUCUCAGUUCUGGAACUUGGUUUUAAAGGUCACUUAUUAAGUGAGCUAAUUUCAGUUUUCUUUUGCUGUUUAACAUAAAGCCUGAAGGUCACAGUCUAGUACUAUUUAAAAAAAAAAAAAAAAAAAAAGCUAAAAUUCUGUGGCUAUAAAUCAGAUACCCAGCGUUUCUUUUCUGCUUUAAUUUGCUUUUUGGUAUAAAUCAGAUACCUCUCUGGGUUUUAGUGACAUAGGGAAGGAUAGUGCUAAGUAGCAGACACUUUAAAAGAAUGAAUUUUUCUUUCCUCCCGUCAUUGCAUAAUGUUUACCUAAUAUGAGUGAACUCCGAUCAGAGAUGGAAAUCUUCUGUAGGAUAUAUGCCCAGCUUAGGUACAACUGCAGGGAAAAGCAUGUAAUGAAUUUUUGUAAGUACUCUAAAAACAGGGUAAUGGAGGGAAGAGAUCACAGCACACAUUACAUAUAGAAAAUGCCUAAGUUUAAGCGACAUUUCCCAAAGUGACCGUCCAAAUCAUUUUGCUAAUUUUAUAAGCUCGUAGUAUCCAUAGAGUUCCAUUAGAACUGGUCCUAUGACCAACAUUAACUGUGUUCAGAUUUCAUUAGACUAGCUAGGUUCUAUUUAAUAUUUAAAUCUCCACAUAUGGAAAUGUAUAGUCACGAAAUAUGAAAUAAAAUCAGAAAAUCA